Molecule: messenger RNA, 1440 nt
Organism: Schistosoma intercalatum
Lineage: Eukaryota; Metazoa; Platyhelminthes; Trematoda; Strigeidida; Schistosomatidae
Source: the annotation of a GenBank genome assembly
GAAGCUUUCUGAUUCCAAAGCGCACAGUUUAUGACUAACGAAACAUGGUUUCUGUUAAUAUGAUAAGUGCUAAACUAUCAGACUUACAUGACAACAUUGCGAAAUUGUCUCAUGAAUUGGACCUUAAACGUAAGGAAAAGGAGUCUCAAAGAAGUUUUGUUAAAAAGCUUGACUCAGAAAUCAAAGAUAAACAUAGAUUUCUAGAUAGCUUAGAACAAAAGCGUGAACAGCAUGAAAAAACUAUCAGAGUCAAUACUGAGCGCCUAUGUGAGCUUCAAAAAUCAGCUGCUGAGUGUCAGAAAGCACAUGAAUCUUUAGAAAAACGACUAGAAAGUCAAGAACAAUCAAUUCGUUCUCUCGAAGAUGAAGUUAACGAAGCACAAAGUCUUGCAAAGUCUUCAGCCCAAGUUUACGAUGAGACUCUUAAGUUACUACAAGAAAAAUUGGAGAUUUUGGAAAAAUAUGAUCGGAAAGAAGAAUCUCUUAUCAAGACUAUCAAAGAGUUGAGAGAUGAAGCUAAUUUGCAUGGGAACAGACUAUGUCGCAUUGAGACACAAGGAAACGAGGCAAAUAAACGCAUAGAAAUGCUGGAGGAAAAAAUCAGGGAACUGACAGAACAAAUUAAUUCCGCUACUCAACGAGCUGUUCGUGCAGAAGAAGAAUCUGAAAAUCUAGCCGGUGAAUUAACAAUUCUAGAAGACGAAGCAAAUGAAUGGAACGAGAAAUCAAGUAAUGUUCAAGAACAAAUUAACAUGGUUCGAAUCACUAUCAGUGAAGCCUAAUUAUUACUAUCUACUACUACUACUAUUAGAUAUAACUCGACCGUACUCUGUACGACAUCUUUUUGUUCCUAUACACUGUUGUUAGGACAUUAUUUGAUUUUUUAAGAGUUAAUUUAGUGUUUUUAUGAAUUUCGCUACUGAUUUUUUUUCCUAUUUCUUUCGCGCACAAUUUCAUAUCGUAUUUUUUCUUUCUGUCUCCAUUGAAUACUUAAUAUUACUAUUAUUACUAUUAUUAGAAAUGUAAUUCGGUGCAUUCGGAAUAGUGUAUACACAUUCACAUUCCUUGAAUUAUAAGCGACUCAAUUCAUUUCAUUUAAGCAUCAUUAGUAUUGAUUCCAAUAUACACAUUCUUGUUCUUUUAUUUCUUUUCGAAAAAAAGAGGUGCUUUUUGCUUUGUUUGUUUUGUGCUUGUGAACGAUUGUUUUCUUUGUCACUCCAUUUGUAUUCACAACAUUGUGUAUGCCUUUGUUCAAGUGACAAGUAAUGAAUCUAUUUAAACAAUAUUGAUAACAAUAUAAAACGAAGCUUAUAUUGAACUUAGUGUUUUGCAAUUAUUCCAUGUUAUAGUUAGUAUAUAUUACCCAUAUGUUUAUCAUUACUGUUUCUUUUAGCUGCAUUCCAUCGAAUAAUAAUAUUGAAUAAAGUCAUUAAUAAUGAA